GAACAAAAAUAUUACUUCAAAUAUUAUUUUAAUAAAAAAUAAUACUUCUGUUUAUAAAAAAUAACUAUAUCCGUUUAAUAGUAAUAAUUGCAAUGGUCAUCAUAAGAAUAGACACAAAAUUCAAUCAAAAUGUUCUGGAACAUUAUAAUUUUUUAAUUUACAUAAGAUUGAAGAGGAUUAAAGUGUUAAAAAUGAUGGUGAUAUGUCGUUUAAAAACAAUCACACAAUUAUGUACAGUAAUUUGAAACAUCGAACUUGAGUUCGGAGUAAAUGACGUCGUUUAAAUGUUUGGCAUUACAGAGCAUCCAGUUGAGAGAGGCAGUAUGGAACAUGCAGAUAUUCUUGGUGAAACAUCUUCUACAUCUGAAAAAAGAUCACUUUCGCCUGAAAGUGUCCAACAACGUUUGAAGCAGCCAAAAAUCGAUGAGAAAACAACUUUUUAUCCAGACAACAGGGAAGAUAGUGUUAAUUUACGUGUUAAUUCACGUGUUAAUUCAAAUAGAAAAGAGAAGAGAUCUAGUAAGAUGGGUGUAAAUCGUCGAAAUAUGGAAAAAUUUGAUUCAUUAAAUAUUGGUGUAUAUAACAAAAGGAACACAAGAUGUAACGGUUUCAUCGAUACUCCAUUGAAGCACGAUUACACGAAAUUCAAAUUGAAAGAAUUACGAAUCGUUUUGGAAGAUAUUAAAUACAGUAAUCCUCAUUAUAGUAAUGUUAAAUUAAAAACGUCUAAAAAGGACGAAACUUGGGAAGUGGAGAAAAUCCUAAAUAAGAAAAAAAUAAAUGGUACUACGUCGUAUUUGAUCAAGUGGAAGAAUUGGUCCAACGAUCAUAAUACGUGGGAACCAUUAGAGAAUCUAACAAAUUGCAAUGAAAUUUUGAAGGAUUUCGAGAAGAAUAGGUCCAAAUUGUUGGAAAAAUUGAAAAAAAAAGUUGGUUUUUAUCCGACGGAGCGAGACGUUUAUGAAUUUUUAAAUAAAAUCCAGCAAAAAGGAGAAUCGAUUGAUUGCGCUCUAAUCGAUGAGAAUGCUUUUUACACUAGUAUAAACAACUUUUUUAAACUUAAUAAUUUAAAAAAAAAUAAAGCGGAGAUAGACAUUAAAACGAAUAUUUUACGGUUUAUGUUGUACGAUUUAAGAAGGGAACAAUUAGAAUUGUUAAAAGAUUGGGAAAACGAGAUGAACAGUAUCAGUAAAGGGAAGCCAUCGAUAUCUGUAGAAAAUUUCAUGGAUCUUGAGGGCCCUCCAGAAGAUUUUUUUUAUAUAGAAGAUUAUCUUCCGGGUGAAGAUGUAGUGAUACCUGAAGAUCCUCCGAUUGGUUGCGAUUGUGUUAAUUGUGGAUCUAAUACAAAAUGUUGUUUCUUACAAAAUGAUAGUAUUUUCCCGUAUACUUUAAAGGGAAAAAUUCGCGUUAAACCAGGUACACCGAUAUACGAAUGUAACAAGCAAUGUAAAUGUGAUUCGACAUGUCUAAAUCGUGUUACACAACGUGGUACAAAUAUAAAGUUUUGUAUUUUUAAAACCGACGACGGUAGGGGUUGGGGUGUAAAAACAUUGGAAAGUAUCAAGAAGGGUUCCUUUGUAACACAAUACGUGGGCGAAGUAAUCUCGAGCGAGGAAGCAGAUAAACGUGGUAAAGAAUAUGAUGCUGCAGGUAGAACAUAUCUUUUUGAUCUGGACUAUAACGAAACCGACGAUCAAUGUCUUUAUACGGUUGAUGCAGCUGUAUAUGGAAACAUAUCACACUUCAUCAAUCAUUCCUGUGAUCCCAAUUUGGCGGUUUACGGUGUCUGGAUCAAUUGUCUCGAUCCUAAUCUUCCGAAACUCGCAUUAUUCGCCAUAAAAGAUAUCGAAAUGAAUGAGGAAAUUACAUUUGACUAUGUGUUUCAACCUUUGAAAACAACGCGCGUGACGCAGAAUAUUAUCAAGGAAGGAAAGGAGAUCGAUAUCGUUCAAUCUCCAACAAAUGAGAUCGAAGUACGACAGGACACGCCCGACUCGAAAACCAUCGUCAAUAAAGUUUUAUGCAAGUGUGGUGCUAAAAAUUGUAGAAAGUAUUUGUUUUAAAAAGUAUUACAAGAAUUACCUUUGAAAAGAAAAUCUUCAUUUAGAAUCGUGAAGAAGAUUACAUUGUGGUGUAUCUAUAGUUUAAACUUAUAGUUUAUCAUUUCACCGAGAUUUCAUUAUGCAUUAAGUGUAAUUGAUUAGUUAGUAUUUCUAUAAGUUAUUUUUGUAUUUAAAUCAUUUAAAAGAUAUACAUUCACCGUUAAGUAUUCCGCGAAUGUAACAAUGCAUUUAUUUUAUCGAAUACAUAAAUAAUUGACAAUUUAAUGUUGCAUAACUUUACAAUAUCUUAAGGAGAUUAGAAUAUGAUACAAAAAAAUAGUAAUAAUGGAAUAAGAAAAUGAGUAAUUAUAAUUGUUGUUAUUUUGUAUACGAUAAAUUGGUGUUUUUGAAACAUCGAUCGAGAUCUGUUCGUUAUUAGAAGUAAAAGAAAUUGAAAACAGAAAUGAUGAUGAUACAUGAUAAUAUAUUUCGUUUUGGAAUACCAGUAUUUGCUGUGAAAGCAACAUUUUAUAUUGUUUUCGUAUUAUAUGUUGUAAGAGAAGUUAUGUAAAUAAAUAGAAAUAAUUCAAACCAUGACUAUAUCUAACAUAUUAGCAGUAGUUUUUAUACAAGGCAAUAAUUCUAUUUUGAUGAAAACUGUGUAUCUAUCGAAUGUAAUAUUAUACUCUAUCGUUUUAUUUGGAUUAGUACAAUGAAUCAAUUUUUUGCAAUUAAUUGUCAUAAAAGUUAUAUAAGGCAUAAAUGUAAAAAAGAAAAUAUGUAAAACAAUAUUUUACCAUCUUUUCCUUGAUACGCACAUACGGGUAAUUGUAUUACUACGUUCUGAAUUAAUGAAUAUAUUAGGUAUAAACAAUCAGUCAAAGAGAUCAAAUUAUAGAUAAUACUUGAAAGAUAUAUAAAAGUAUUGUUUAGCAUAUAUAUACUUUUUUAAUUCUUUGUAAACUUAACAUUUGUCGUU
Vespa velutina is the source of this 3021-nucleotide messenger RNA. It is a transcript of the gene Su(var)3-9, whose product is annotated as histone-lysine N-methyltransferase SUV39H2. The transcript has a single exon. The record is from RefSeq and is a predicted model, not a curated record. Gene Ontology annotation, cellular component: nucleus. The coding region runs from base 285 to 2063 and encodes 592 amino acids. Lineage: Eukaryota; Metazoa; Arthropoda; Insecta; Hymenoptera; Vespidae. Gene Ontology annotation, molecular function: histone H3K9 methyltransferase activity; zinc ion binding; protein binding.